Syngnathus acus (greater pipefish) is the source of this 4268-nucleotide messenger RNA. RefSeq names its product nuclear factor 1 B-type-like. The record is from RefSeq and is a predicted model, not a curated record. Gene Ontology annotation, molecular function: DNA-binding transcription factor activity, RNA polymerase II-specific; RNA polymerase II cis-regulatory region sequence-specific DNA binding. Gene Ontology annotation, biological process: regulation of transcription by RNA polymerase II. Gene Ontology annotation, cellular component: nucleus. The coding region runs from base 421 to 2172 and encodes 583 amino acids. NCBI's taxonomy places the organism in Eukaryota, Metazoa, Chordata, Actinopteri, Syngnathiformes, Syngnathidae. The transcript has 12 exons.
GUCGAGAAGGAGGGGUGUGAGCAUGUAAUUACGUGGGUUCAAAAAAAAAAAAAGUUGGUCUGAUUUGCUGGAAUCGCGCACGCAGGAACGAAGGUGCGCCACAUAUGAAGCAGUGCGAGCUCAGGGCGCAACAUCACGCGCGCACACACACACACGCGCGUGAAAAAAAAACACAAAACCAACACACGCUGCAGCUCCACUUUGACGUCUGCUGCAUUUGUUGCUUUUUUCACCCCGUUCCGACAAUCUUUCGGACUGCGAAAACAGAGGCAAAGUUGAUGGAUUUUCUCCGAGGGUUUCUUCUGGCUUGCUGCGGAUGAGUACGGCUCGCGGUGCGGGAAUGGCGCGAUAAAAGUCACCAGCAACUCUUUUUUCCCCCCCUUCUUCUCCCCGCUCACUUUGCUGUGCAGCCGACUCGUCAUGUAUUCUCCAAUUUGUCUUACUCAGGAUGAGUUCCAUCCCUUCAUCGAGGCCCUCCUGCCGCACGUCCGCGCCAUCGCCUACACGUGGUUCAACCUGCAGGCCAGGAAGCGCAAGUACUUCAAGAAGCACGAGAAGCGGAUGUCCAAGGACGAGGAACGUGCCGUCAAGGACGAGCUCCUCGGCGAGAAGGCCGAGGUCAAGCAGAAGUGGGCCUCGCGGCUGCUGGCCAAGCUACGCAAGGACAUCCGGCAGGAGUACCGCGAGGACUUUGUGCUGAGCGUGACGGGCAAGAAGCACCCGUGCUGCGUGCUCUCCAACCCGGACCAGAAGGGCAAGAUCCGCCGCAUCGACUGCUUGCGGCAAGCCGACAAAGUCUGGCGCCUGGACCUGGUCAUGGUCAUCCUCUUCAAAGGCAUCCCCCUGGAAAGUACGGAUGGCGAGCGCCUGGUCAAGUCGCCGCAUUGCACCAACCCAGCACUUUGCGUCCAGCCGCACCACAUCACCGUCUCCGUCAAGGAGCUGGACUUGUUCCUCGCCUACUAUGUCCAGGAUCAAGACUCCCAGCAGUCAGGAAGUCCCAGUAACAAUGAGCCAGGCAAGAACCCUCUUCCAGUCUAUUUGGAAGACAGCUUCAUCAAAUCGGGAGUGUUCAGCGUUGCCGAACUGGUGCGGGUGUCCAGAAUGCCCAUCACCCACGGUGCGGCGGUCAACUUCUCCAUGGCGGACAUGCCCGGGCAACCCUACUACCACGACCUCAACUCCGGCGUGGGGAUGCACCGCUCCCUGUCCUCCCCUCCCGGCAGGUCAGCAAGCUCGCGACUCGAGCGCACUCCGCAAAGCCCCUAUCUCGCCGAGCGGCAAAGCAAAAGGCCCAAAACCGUCAACCUGGAGGAGAACAUGGACACCAGCCCGACCGGACCCGACUUCUACUCGUCGCCCAGCUCGCCGGCCAGCGGUCGGGCAAACUGGCACGACCGAGACGGAGCAGACAUGUCGUCCCCCACCAUGAAGAAGCCGGAGAAGGCCAUGUUUAGCCCCACCUCCCCGCAAGACUCCUCGCCGCGAAUCAGCACUUUUCCUCAGCCUCACCACCCGGGCCUGACGGGCGUGGGACACAGUGUUAUUUCCACGAGGAGCCCCCCGCCGCACUCGCCGCUGCAGUUCUCCGCCUCGGCCAUCCUGCCGCCCGCGCCGUCGUCCUACUUCCCGCACACCACCAUCCGCUACCCGCCCCACCUCAACCCGGCCGACCCGCUCAAGAGCUACGUGCCGUCGUACGACCCGUCCAGCCCGCAGAGCAGCCAGCCUAACAGCAGCGGCCAGGUGGUGGGCAAAGUCCCGGGCCACUUCACGCCGGUCCUGGCUCCCUCCCCGCACCACGGCGCCGUGCGACCCGUCUCGCUGUCCAUGCCCGACACCAAGCCCAUCACUACGUCAACCGAAGGCUACUCGGCUCCCGGCACCCCGACGGCUAACCGAUUCGUCGGCCUGAGCCCGCGAGAUCCCGCCUUUCUGCACCAGCAACAGCUGAAGAAGUGUGACUGGAGCGUGACUCCAAACGGCAGGCAUUACGGCCCCAGUGCCGCCGACGACACUUUGGGGAUUGCUUGGCAAAGUCCUGGUACCUGGGCGAGCUUAGUUCCAUUCCAAGUGCCGAACGGGACGCCGAUUCUGCCAACAAAUGUCCACCAGAACUACAGCAUAAGCAUCAUUGGUGAGCCGCUGGUCCCCGCCGAGACCGGGAACUGAGGCUGGAGCGCUGCUUCGGAGGAGGUGUGCUUUUGGCUUUGGGCUUUUUUUUUUUUUUUUUUUUUGCGGGGGGGGCUGAAACCAGCAAAUGCAGCAGCAGCUGUACAAUCUUAACACUCUUCCCAAACGACCCCCUCGCCCGCUUUUGCCUGGGCCGUGAUGGAUGCUGAAGGAAGGAAAAAAGCUUCAGGUGCCCCCCCUUCCCCCCUCCUACACUCACAUCACCCCCACCCACCCACCCACCCACCCACACACACACACACACACACACACACAUACAGUAUACACGCACCAGCCAGUUGUUGUUUGCAGAACUUUGCGAUGCAUUCAAAUACUGUGAUGUACAGAUGCCUUAAUGUUCUACUGCAUGACACUCAAAACGUGUGCUUCGGAUGACAAACAAAACUUUCAGAGUGCUUCGUGGUGGAGCCGGGAGAGAAGCAAAGUGUCCAUUUGUUCUUUUUCUUCCAACCGUGACGAGCGUUAACUACUUGAGAUUGGAGCCCUCGCUAAAAAAAAAAAAAAAAAAAUAAAAAAAAAGAUGUUUGAGCCCUUUCAAAAAGGAAGAGCGAUUUCCAUGGAGGCAAGUGCAAUUGAAUUUUUUUUUGGAAGGGAAGUUAUCAGUCUGUCCGCCCUCAGACUCUAAAGGAAAGGGGGAGAAACAUGCGACGGUUGUAGGAGCAAAAUGUUGCUUUUUUUUUUUCUUCUUUUGUUUCACAAUUUGAGUUCAGUCCCAUGCAAUCCCAGCAGCAACACCAGCACUUGUUUUUUUUUUUUUUUUUAUUCCGUGCCCCUCCCCAAUUGUACAGGGACACGUUGUUUAGCCUUUUCUUAUUUAUAUCUUGGAAAAGGGGAGACGAGCCCUUAGAGAAUGAAAUGAACACAUAUACUGUGUUUACAAAAACAAAAAAAAUUCACAUUUUUGGCCGUUGGCUUUGAAAGCGAAUGUUUACAAGAGGAAGAAACCCGUACAUUGACGGAAAAGUCCGGAGAAAUUGUCAAUCAGUCAGGCGGUGGCAAAAAAAAUGAAAAAAGUGGCGCUGACGGCCAUCAGCCUCCGCAGUCUUCACUUCAUUUGCACGACGAUACGUGACGUCCACAUGACGUGCCUUUUUGCAUAUCUCCCCAUACACACACACACACACACACACACACACACACACACACACACACACACAUUUUGCUCUUUCAUCAUGGUAGGAACACACAGAGUUGACAUUUGAACGUUUUUGUACUCUGAACUUCAUGUACGUUUUUUUUUUCCCCAUGUCACAGUUCCGCCGCAUAACCCGGCUGUGUAUAGUCACGUUUGUAAUCGCUUUGGGUUGUGUUGUUGUUAUUUUAAAAAAAAACAAUUUUUUUUCAUCCCUCCAGUAUUCCCCCAAUGGCUUUUCUAAUAACCUAUCAUCUUUCUCUCCCCUUUCGGCGCUCAUUGUCCUUGAAUUGAGAAUGAUGACAAUUAUGCAAUACCAAGUUUUGCCUAUGUAGGUAGUGCUUAUAGACGACGUCAAAUAUUAGAGGCUAGUUUGGAGAUAGACGCUAUUGUAAUGCAUUUAUUUUCUUGAUCUACUUGUUGAUGUUGUUGUUGUUGUGGGUCGUUUGGCCAUUCUUUUUUUUUUUUUGGGUGGGGGGCUGCUGUCUAUGCAGUGUACGACAAGGUCUUCUCUUCUAGCUUAGCUUCAGAACGUUGCGUUUUGAUUUCCCUUCCUUCACGUCACGCACGUCCGUGCUGUUCCUUCAGCUGCAAAGUCAGUCACUCGUCAUUUUCGCUUCCGGAGAGACAACUCGACUUGAGGCCAGGACAAUCACACUAAGACAUCACACACACACACACACACACGUCAUUUGGAUGCAAUUCCCGAGUAGAUGCCUUAACGGCGGCGGUGGCGAGCCGCGGCCAUGCCACCUGCGCAACAAUCACUCACAGCGACCAAUCCUGGCGAGGGCCCGUCUCGAUCGGUGUCCGUCGACUGUACAGACGUACGUCGUCCGUGCACGACCUGCGCCGGGAAAGCAAUUCCACUUCAGAGAAAUGACGAUUAAUCACACUUGUGACAGUUUGUCCGCUUUAUCGCGUUCAGAUGAAAAUCUGGGGG